Molecule: messenger RNA, 1109 nt
Organism: Loxodonta africana (African savanna elephant)
Lineage: Eukaryota; Metazoa; Chordata; Mammalia; Proboscidea; Elephantidae
Gene: TXNL4A
Product: thioredoxin like 4A
Exons: 4
Coding region: 173-601 (142 amino acids)
Biological process (GO): mRNA splicing, via spliceosome
Cellular component (GO): U5 snRNP; U4/U6 x U5 tri-snRNP complex; spliceosomal complex
Source: RefSeq, a predicted model, not a curated record
CACGCACGCACGCAUUACGUCGAUGAGCGACCGCGUCAGGAGGUAUUAGAAGGGCCGCGGGGCCUGGCGCUGAAUUAGGCGUCCUGCCGGGGAGAGCGUAGGGCGGACAGGAGGCGACAAUGAAGACUCAUGCCUACGGCUCUCUGUAGCAGAUAUCGGUCACGUUUUCAAGAUGUCGUACAUGCUUCCACAUCUACACAACGGCUGGCAGGUGGACCAGGCCAUCCUUUCCGAGGAGGACCGAGUUGUCGUCAUUAGGUUUGGACAUGAUUGGGAUCCUACCUGUAUGAAAAUGGAUGAAGUUCUAUAUAGCAUAGCUGAAAAGGUUAAAAAUUUUGCAGUUAUUUAUCUUGUGGACAUUACAGAAGUACCUGACUUCAACAAAAUGUAUGAGUUAUAUGAUCCUUGCACUGUCAUGUUUUUCUUCAGAAACAAGCACAUCAUGAUUGAUUUGGGGACUGGCAACAACAAUAAGAUUAACUGGGCCAUGGAGGACAAACAGGAGAUGAUUGACAUCAUAGAGACCGUCUACCGAGGAGCACGCAAGGGCCGGGGGCUGGUCGUGUCUCCAAAGGACUACUCUACCAAGUAUAGAUACUGAGUUCUCCUGGAUGUCUUGUGUCCGGUGCUCUCACUGUUCUCUGUGUACGUGAGUGUUGUGGAAUCACUUAAACUAUUUAAAGCCUUGGAGAAAUUGUUGGAAAAGUACAUGCAGCUCAAGGAACUGGAGUGUUUUUUUGAAGUAAGGAUUGCAUAGCCUUAAAUUUUCAGUCUGCCUGUCCGUUGUAUUUUUAUAUUGGCAAAUAUCUGUAAAUACCUAACUGAAAUAAAUAAAAUACAAGGUUAUGAACAGUUAUAAUUAUUUGUUUUUAAGAAACUUGAUGUGCGGAUUACUGAUUUUGGUAACUAAAAUUAAUUCUUGUCUUUACCAUUGGGGCGAAAUUAUGAGGCUGACAGGUUUUGCAUACUUGGCAAUGGGAAUCCAGAGCCCUGAAUUCAGAAAGAAUACACAAUUAGGAUAAAAAUAUCUUUUAAUCUUAUUCUCCUGACUAUUAAAACAGUGAAAUAAAAUAAUGAAUCUUUGGAGCCUUCCCUUCAGAUUUGAGAAA